AUGGUGACAGAUUCCAAACAAGAUCUACCUCAAUAUACCAAGGAUUCAGACUCAGACUCAGACUCUAGCAGUACUUUUAACGUGGGAUCUCCGUCAAUUCCGUCUUCAAAAAGUGCAACCGUGGUUCUCAAUAGUGAAGAAUAUGAGGACGACGAGGUCGAUGACUUGAACGGGCUGGAUGCUGAAUUGAUCAAUAAUAUAUUGUAUACAGGAGAUGAAGAUGAAACUAUGUUUGUGAGACUGAAAGAAAAACAGAAGUUACAUUUGUCUGGUGUUUUUCGUUUACAAGUAGUAAAAGGAGGUAUUAUCUACAACAAUGUACACUAUAAUGCUUCGAGAGAAAUUUUAACCUUCUGGCACCCAUUAUCUCAGUCCAUACCUACCAUAGAUUUUUCGCACUUUGCAGGUUGGCAAGACACUAUUUUUAUGCCGAGAAACAAUAGGUUUAAAAUUGGAGAUGACGAACUCAAAUCAUUCCCAUGUGUUCUUCGCGUUUUCAAUUCUAAUCAUACGGGCCUGUUAGAAGCAGGCCAUUUAUAUCGCGAUGUUAAUUACCUAUGGAAGCCUAAAGAACCUUAUUUUCCAUUAAACGCAGGUGCAACGUAUCAUUUGUUACAUGAGUCAGAUCGAAUUCAAUCUUUAUCGGUGCCAGGAUAUUGGUCAACUCCUCUAGAAAAGUUAUAUUUGAGUCAUAAGAAUGCUGCGUAUGAUACAAGAGUCAUGGUGAUUGGUGGUAAAAACUCUGGUAAGUCUACGUUCUUGAGACUUUUAUUAGAAAAAUUUACGCAAGAUAUACGAGAUUCUACUACGAGCCAGGAAGAAUUAGUAUAUCUGGAUUUAGAUCCUGGUCAGCCUGAAUACUCAUUGCCUGAUUCAGUAUCUCUGAAUAAGAUCCUUUCUAGCCCUAUUACCCUGGGACAACACCUUUGCCAAGGUUCGAAUUUUCAAACCUUAUUACAGUUCUACACUGGCUCCUCUUCUCCGCAAGACGAACCUACGUCAUACCUAAAUUGUGCCGAUAAACUUAUAGACUAUUUGGAAGAACAGGCUUUCUUCGGGACGUCAUUACUUAAUUUACCUGGGUGGAUAAAGGGAUUCGGGAUGCAAAUUUUGAAUCAUAUUAUAAGAAAAUACAAGCCCACUCACAUGUUGUUCCUGGAAACAGCAAACUCAAAAAGACACUUGGAUGAACUAACUAUUCCGCAGAGUUUCUCCACAUCACUACGAGACACAUAUGUACCUGAAGUUGUCCGUGUUCCGGCCCAUAGUCUGAACCACGCCUUAUCUACUAGGUUCCAUGCAUCACAACUUAGAACGUUCAAAAUAUUGGCAUUGUUCCAUAAAAUGACUCAAUUUGAUUAUGAUUUUUCCCCUCUUUUAAAAUCUGCACCUUUGCAAAUUUCAUAUGGUGAAGGUAAAGACGGUAUUCAAGGCAUUCAAUUCCCUAUGGAAUUUCAAAAUCUGAAUCCUCAAGAUAUUAGGUCUGCAUUGGAAGGUACUGUAAUUGCGAUACAUACAUAUUCUGGAGAACGCUUACUGGAGGUAAAAAAUAUGAAUACCUUUCCCAUCUUACAAUCGUUCACUCCUUCUCCUAAGAAUUUCAUAACGCUGGGACUAAUACACUCGAUUGACACGUCCAAGCAAAUAAUGAACAUUUAUGUACCUCCUUGUCAUACUCAACUUUUAGAUAAACAGCCCGAUGAUGUUCAGUGGAUAAUAGUAAGAAAUAAGACAGAAACACCUUUUUGUGAUUUGCUUCCAUCCCCCCGCACAAUAACAUGGGAUGCUAGUAUACAAAUACCGUUUGCAACUUUUGAAAGAAGGAAAAAAUUGGAGCAUGUGUGGAAAGUCCGUAAGAAUGUUUUGAGACGUGGGCAGUUCAUGAAGAGAUAG
Saccharomyces paradoxus is the source of this 1893-nucleotide messenger RNA. RefSeq names its product polynucleotide 5'-hydroxyl-kinase (gene GRC3). NCBI's taxonomy places the organism in Eukaryota, Fungi, Ascomycota, Saccharomycetes, Saccharomycetales, Saccharomycetaceae. Gene Ontology annotation, biological process: cleavage in ITS2 between 5.8S rRNA and LSU-rRNA of tricistronic rRNA transcript (SSU-rRNA, 5.8S rRNA, LSU-rRNA). Gene Ontology annotation, cellular component: nucleus. Bases 1 to 1893 code for a protein of 630 amino acids. The transcript has a single exon. Gene Ontology annotation, molecular function: polynucleotide 5'-hydroxyl-kinase activity. The record is from RefSeq and is a predicted model, not a curated record.